AUGUCGGCGGUGUGUAGUGACCUGUCAGGCCAACAACAGUUCCGUGCCUUCGCCUUGGGCCAGCGACCCUUCUUAGACACCCGCUUCAGCGACCACCUCCGGGAACUUGAGCUUAGACGGAAGAGCGACUCAAUACCUCCCAGUAUAGCUAAGGUUCCUCACACAGGCACCGUCACACAAGAUGCGACAUCGUCCAUGGGCCUGGGUACAGCAGACAGUCACUGGUCCAGUUACGGUGGUUCACAUUACUCCUCUUAUAUACCAGGUAGUUUAACGGGGGGAAACACUUCGACCCUCCAGGGCGGGUUUUCGUCCACCCAAGCCCUGGGUUAUGGCAGUGAUAUAACGCAACAAGUGAAUCCGCUAGACUCCAGUUCUUCACAUCUAUCCUCAGGUGUGAUGGAGAACUCUCCCAGCUCUGGUGGAGACUACGAGGGUCUUGGGUCAUCACUGCAGGCGCCUCAUUCUCCGCCUCGCCACGAAUAUAUGUUGGCGCGGUACUCCUCCCCUGACCUUCGCCACGCCGGGCAGACAGGCACGACAGACCCCCGUCAAGACAUCACCUGUGCCCCCUAUACACCGCCUGCCACCUCCUCCAACGCCGCCGGCUCCUCCUCAACCGUAGGCGGCCUGCUAACGGGCGCGUCUUCGUCAACGGGCGGCUCUGGGAGUGGAGUGAUAGCGGCAGCGGCGGCGGCGGCAGGAACGGUGGGUGGAGGAGCGGGGAGCUAUCCGGGUUACUUGGGAGGAGGUUACUACACAGCUACCACCACGGCGCAGGGCUACCUCUCCCCUAGCGUCUCACUCCUCUACCCUCAUCUCUACCCUCAGCAAGGUCAGCUCUCCAUCCUCGACCCCCGCCAGGCCGCCACUGAUCAAUACACAGCCACCAACACCGCCACCAACACCACCGCCCAGCGGGACUAUACUCGUCACGAUGGUUACCGUGACAUGUCAAGUGCUGGAGCUACUACGCCUGUCCCACAUCAGAGUAUGAUGGCCGGCGCUCACAUGACACCCGAUGACACCCUCCACGCCGCCCACGCCCACGACCGCUACAUGAGUAAUGGUACACGUGCGGGCGGUCCUUCACCCAAUGAUCCGUCAGUGUGGCGACCGUAUUAGUACACAAAACAGGUGGUGGAGGACAGGCCGCCCACCACCACAAAGUGAUCGCUUAUACUCCGACCCCGCAGCAAACUCGACAAAAAAUUUAACGAGUAAAAUAUUGUCCCCGAGAGUAUUCGUGUACCUCGAGAAUGCAACUCUUAUAUCACCAGUAAUAUAAUUAAUGUUGCCUGAUAGUUUAUUUAUUGUACUCUUAUGAAGGAAGUAUAAACAAGUGAUUUUUUUAGCUCAAGUCGGCGAUGUAUAUAUGACGUCAUAACACUCGUGCCUUCAAUGUAUUAAAACUAUGUAUUUUACGAAUGCAGAUUCUUGUGUGUCUGUUCAUCCGUCCGUUUGGUGAUGACAAGACACCUGAUAAUGUAGAAUUUAAAGUACAACAGUUUCACCGUGUGUGGCGGGGAAGGCUCUUGUGUGUGUGCCAGUGGAAGUAACGGGCUUGCGUCUGCCAGUGGAGGCAUUGCGCUUGUGUCUGCCAGUGUAGGCAACGUGCUUAUGUCUGCCAGGAGGGGCACUAUAAAUGUGCUAAUGGAGGCACUAUGCGUGUGCCAGGUAUAGACACACCAUGAGAGUGCCAAGGGAAGGACAACGUGUGUGCGUGUCGGGGGAGGCACUGCACUCUAUAUGCUCACAAUGAACUAUUUGCUCGCGUCCAAUAUAAAUGCCCACAUGUACUGUACAAUACCUUUGGUGCCUUGAUUACCAGUAGGCUUCACAAAGAAUACAGUGCACAUGAAAUAAUUUAUAUACAAGUUAUUAUAAAGUGUGUGUAUAUAAUAAUGUACUAGUUCCUGAAGCAGUGGGUGUACUGGACGUUAAGCAGACAUGGUAUCUGUACUCUGUCUUCCUCUAUCGAUCUUCCAAUUAUUAAUUCUUUGUGUGUAGUCUGUGGGAGACUUGAAAUUAAGGAAAGUGCUUUACAAAUAUGCAAUAAUGUGGAAAAAAUCAUAAAUAUUUAGCUUUUUUAAAAUGGGAAAAUAUUUUUUUUAACAAAGAAUUGCACUUGGCAACUAGAAGAUGGGUGACUAUGGGUGACUAAAAUAUCCUGAUGGUGCAGGAUACAGUUACCUCCUCUCACCCAAAGUUACUUCUGGGUAAAAUUAAGUUACUUUGAGUAUUAUAAUGUUGUCUCGGGUAAUAUUAACACCGAGCAGUUUUGUCAUUAUCUUGAAUAUCAUAUAUUCAGGUAUUGGUCUAAUUCAUCAGUGGUUUAAUGAACAGGUGUUUUCAUGUUUCAAUCAACAGGUUACUUACAUGGUUAAAAAAAAAUUGUGACAAAGUGUAUGUGGCGAGGGAGUAUUUAUUAUGUAUUUGAAGGAUGAUGUUAGAAUUUUCAGAGCCAGAUAAUUUGGACAGCGUUGCUGACUGUUGUAAGUCAUGUACCGAAGGCUGGGUAAUACUCAACUUUGAAUUUAUGAUAUUGUAAAAAGACAAUAUUUAGUGAAGCACCCGAGUAAUGACGCCUCAGGUGUAUUGUGUGUGUGUGUGUGUGUGUAUCAUGGGUGGUGUUAAGUAGCUUGAUGCACUGUGCAGUGCUGUAAUGUGAAUUCUCAGGUCUUGUCAUUGAAUACUCCUGCCAAUCUCUGCUCAAUCAAAAUACCUGUUGUUUGUGUGUGUUAACCUUGUGUAUAUAACCACUGGUGGACGAUGGGCAGCUUUUUUUUUAUUGGUAUAAACUGAGAUUCAGUAUUUUAAAAAAUGUCUCAAUUGCUAUUAUCGAAAUAUCUGUCGUUUGAUCAUUUCGAUGUUAGACAAUUGUUACUCCAGCAUAAAACAAGAAAAAAUGGAUGACUUUUUUUUUGCAAUCUCAUAAUAAAAUAUGUAAAAGUCCUUUUCUGUGAGAUCUGUUAACAGUCCAUGAUGGCUAUUUACAUAUUUUGUUAUAUACAUUUGAUCGUUCCUAUAGACUGUAGGGCAGCAACGACGUCACUCGUGCUACGUUAAAGCAGGGUCUUGUAGAACUGAACUGUCUUCAUCUUGAAUAUAUGUCUCAGUCACAACAGCAAAGGCGGGGGGUAGCUCCUCUAUUGUCGUCACAUGCAGCUCACUACUUUACCAAUCAUCGGGCAUCUUUGCUUGAGAAAAUUCCAUAGGCUUACUGGUACGCCUAUCAAAAUUUUGCUUCCCAACACCCGCUCCAGAAAAUAUUGUCAAACCUUAGCAACUCGGUAUUAUUGUGAUGACUACUGCGUUACCUCACGUGACUGAGCAGUUCACGAAUCUCUCGAUGUUGAAGUUACAGUUUCUACAGACGCGUGCAGUGUUGACGUAUAUUAUCUGCAUGAUAAGUCAGUAUGUAGUGCAAAUGUCGCUGUUGCAGUGGAAUAUUGCUUUAAGGUUUGUAAAUAGCUAAUUUGCCCCCCUGUAAUGUGUCUCGACUUGUAGUCCUGGAAGUUGAUGAUAAUAAAGCUACAUUUUAUA
This is a messenger RNA of Homarus americanus (American lobster), 3546 nucleotides long. RefSeq lists its product as uncharacterized. The transcript is spliced from 5 exons. The record is from RefSeq and is a predicted model, not a curated record. Bases 1 to 1125 code for a protein of 374 amino acids. NCBI's taxonomy places the organism in Eukaryota, Metazoa, Arthropoda, Malacostraca, Decapoda, Nephropidae.